UCUCUCUCUCUCUCUCUCUCUCUCUCUCUCACUCUCUCACACUAUGGAGGCUGAAGCGCUGUACAGCUUCAGAGCUACAGAAUGUGAUGAGCUCAGUUUUCACAAGGGUGACAUCCUGAAGGUGACGAAUAUGGAUGAAGAACCAAACUGGUACACCGCCGAACAUUCAGGAAGGAAAGGCUUCGUACCCAAAAAUUAUAUCAAUGUAAGGCCUCAUCCAUGGUUUGUCGGAGGAAUUUCUCGUAUGGCCGCAGAGAGCCGGCUGAGACCGCUGGAGAGCGGAGCGUUCCUCAUCCGAGAAAGUGAGAGUACACCGGGAGAGUUCUCUGUGUCUGUCAGUUAUGGGGACCAUGUGCAGCACUUUAAGGUCCUAAAGGAUCAACUGCAGCGUUACUUCAUAUGGGACGAAGUUUUCACCUCGCUCAACCAGCUGGUGGAGUUUUACCGCAACAACAGCAUUGCAAAAGAGAGGAUCGUUUUCUUACGUGAGCCUGAGAGACUGCUGGCUAGGCCUCGUCACGCUCACGCUCUCUUUGAUUUCACACCUCCUCACGUGACCCAGCUGCGUUUCCUGCGUGGUGACAUCAUCGACCUUCUGGACUGCUCAAACGCUCAUUGCUGGAAAGGGCGGUGCCGGGGUCGCGUGGGCAUGUUCCCUUCCGAAUACGUGCAUCCUGUGUACCUCUAA
Molecule: messenger RNA, 688 nt
Organism: Tachysurus vachellii
Lineage: Eukaryota; Metazoa; Chordata; Actinopteri; Siluriformes; Bagridae
Gene: grapb
Product: GRB2 related adaptor protein b
Exons: 5
Coding region: 44-688 (214 amino acids)
Molecular function (GO): protein binding
Source: RefSeq, a predicted model, not a curated record